CCGCACACAUUAGCCAGAUCGGUCUCCAUACGGAGCAUCGAGUCGUGACGCAAUACCGUAUCGACUACCUUUCGGAGGCAUGCGGAAAGUGGGGCAGAGUAGAAAGUCGCCCAUGAACACGUUUUCUCCCUUCCUUCCGUUCAAACAAGUCGUCCGUUCUGGCAGAAGGACAGCGUCCUAAGGAGUCGUGGAGGACGACAGGUGAUUCAUGUGCGGGUGCUCCUCGGCUGGGCGCAGGAACGGAUUCGGUGAUUACAGUGUGACAGGUGAAAGGGAUUCAUUCGGAAGUCGUCGGGAUUUGUCCUCUUCAUCGAGCAGCAGGAUUCACUAGAGGUACAGACAUCAGUCAAGGUGCCCCUGCCAUCACUAGAAGCCAACAAUCAUGGCGGCAGAGGCGGCGGCUAUGAAUGCCGUGGCUUGCUGUGUAGUGCUGGCACUGCUGCCAUUAGUAUCUCUCUCGCCGACAGCUUACCACAGCGGGCAUCUCGCUUCAGGUCACGUGGCAGUGUGUGAUCCGGACAAGAUCCCAGACAAGAGCAUCAUCUGUUACGUGAGGCCCGGUGACCCACACUUCGAGCUGUCAGCUCUGGACCCAUGUCUCUGCACUCAUAUCGUGUAUGGUACCCUCGAAGUGCACCAGGAUCUUUCUCUUGGGCCUUUCGUCCAUGAGAAUCUGACGGCCCUGGGUCUUCUGCAACACCAGAACCCGCACCUGGUGCCGAUGGUCGAGGUGCGUGGCUUGGACCAAGUCAUGUACGUUCCUGAUGACCAACAGCUGGAGACACUGUCUCACAAGAUAUGGACGACCAUAGAACCAACUCAUCCGGGGGGUGUGGACAUCGACUACCAGUUCCACGGAAUCGACCACCAGGUUGCCAUGGAACAGAGACAUGUACUGGCAAACUUUGUGCAGCAUUUGCGGCAAGAAAUUCCCCUCAAGUCCCCCGUCCUGUCCGUGACUGUGGCCAAGGAGCCUCAUAGGAUUGAGCACGUCUACGACUUCCCUACCUUGGCUCAACGUGUGGACUACGUGAACAUUCCGACAUUCAUGUUCCACGACGACAGUCCACAGUAUGCAGUUCACCCCGCGCCGCUCCACGGAGAUCGAGGAGAAAUGGACAACACCGACUCUCUGGUGAACCUCGUUCUUUCCAUGGGAGUACCUCCGCAGAAAGUUGUGGUAGGAGUACCCAUGUUCGGCGUCACGUACCGCCUCGCCGACCCAGGAAGCGGUGCCACCCUAGGUGCUCCUCUGGACGUGCACGGCGAAGACAGGUCUUACGUUUUCAACCAUCCAGAGUUUUGCGCCCUUCAGCACAACCUCAACUUCAGCGUUCUCCGGGACCAAGACCUAACGGCUCCUUAUGCAGUCAGUGGUGAUGCCUUCUUUGGGUUCGAAGACGACAUGAGUCUUAGGCUUAAGGGCAAAUAUAUCCAAGUACGCGACCUCGGCGGCGCGUAUGCCUACUCCAUCAACGACGACGACGCCCACGACGUCUGUGGCCAAGGCAACUUCCCCUUACUCCACAGCCUCCACGAAGGCAUCGCGGGUAUCUCUUCGUCCAUCGAGUACCUCGAGACCGAUGACGAUGCUCGUAUCGUGCGCAUCGUCGACCACAACGGCGACGAACUGCACGUGGACGGCCUCAACUCGUACAGCGUUGCCGGCUUCACUUGCACCCGUCAGGGAUUCUACCGACAUCCAGCGGACUGUACUCGCUUUUACCGCUGCGUCAAGUUCGACCAGCGCGUUCCGGACUACACGGUGUUCCUGUUUAACUGUCCAGCUGGCCUGGUGUUCGACGACCGCAUUGAAGUUUGUAACUGGCCCUCGUGGUCCCAGUCGUGCCACGGAUCUGGAGAGAUCCUGUCCACCCCAAAGACCACGUUCCGUUGCCCAGGGAUCGGGUACUAUCAAGAUCCCGAGAACUGUCGUUGGUUCUACUUCUGUGACGACGUCUACGAGAAUGGAACUCUUACGCCGUUCGACCUCCGCUGUCCUCACGGGCUUGGCUUCGACCCGACUACGUUCAAGUGUAAUUAUCGUUCAAUCACGCCAGGUUGCGCCGACUACAACGGAGUCGUCCAACAAGCACUCUUCGGUCCGUCCCUGUAUGCCCCUGGAGAGUAUUACCACGCGGCUGAUGGCAACAAGGAACGCGUCAUUGUUCCGCCUGGAGGCAUCCCCGUCGCACCAUAUCAACACGGAGCCAUACCGCAACCCGUGGGUCUGCAUGGCGUCCCGUUGGCUGACAUUGAAGAAGACGGCUUUAUAACAGGGGCGUCUGACGUUUCGGAGUAUCAAGUAGAAUCUCCGCUUUCAGCCGGUGGGACGCUUAAAGGCAGGAAACGUUCUGCACGUGGGGAGACAAGGCGUGCUCGGCAAAUAUACUACCAGGACUACUAUCCUCAGGCGGUCUUUGAAUCUGGUAGCGUCGCUGGUCAACUCCAUGAUCUGCACGUCCACGAAACCCAUAUUCAAACUCCAACACAAGCACAGUACCAAUCACGCUCCCAACUUGUGCCGUCAACUGGAAAUGUGCACCCAGAAGUCCUUAUUCAGCCAGGAGCAACGAAGACAACCCUGAUACAUCCUGGCUUCCAUGUUCCAACACAGCAUGUAGUACAAGUUUCACCUCCUGCACUUCAGACACAACUUGCAGCAGUACAUGUUCAGCAGCAACGUGCUGUGCCAGUGCAGUCCUCUGUAGCCCAACCGCACCUUCCAGUACAAGCUCAGUCCCCUACACUUCAAUCACAGUUGGACACACUCCGUGCACAAGCUCAGACUGCUGUACUUCAGUCACAGUUGGCCGUGCAGGGUGUACAGAGAGAUGGCGUUGCGUCAGGAUUCAGUUUUCAACGAGGAACAUCGUUACAGCAGGUUGAGGUUACACCUCAGGUCAUUCCACCUCUGUACCAACAACACGUUGAACAUGCAUCUAGUGUGGGCACGGUUGUUCAAAAUGUUCAACAGCCAUACGCUGACCCCCAGACUACUGCGAGCCUAGACGGCUAUGUUGCCCAAGGCGUCGCCAGCCGACAGGCCGCCGCUGUGCCCCAAGUUCUCGCACACCAGCCCCAGACAUUCUUGUACAGAUUCCACGACGUCAACAACCACAUGCGAUACAGUCCUGGAAUGUCGCUGUACGGCGGUUACGCUGGAACGUACGAAAGAAGGCAAGAUACACUGUCUGAACCUGCGUACCAAUACUACGGCCUUGUCAGCAAUGUUAAUCCACCCAGCGGACUUGCAGCGCAACAACCACACGUUCCUUCUAGCGUCGAAAGUCAGGGAGGACUCGUUAACCAGCCGACGUACCUACCUGGGCAAGAGGUAGCGUACCAGCCAAGGCCAUUGGUGCGUCGUUUAGAAGAAUACGUGCACCCAGUGAGCUACAAUCCCAGUUCAGGCCACUACGAGGCAGAACUCUAUACCAGGACUCCCGUUAGAGGCUCAACACAGCAGCCGCAACCUGUAGCAUACCAACCAGAAACAUUCCUGUAUGGACUCCGAAACGUAAACAACCACAUGCGUUACAGUCCUGGAAUGUCUCUUUACGGCGGGUACGCGGGUAUUUACGAACGACAACCCGUCGUCACAUAUGGUGCGGAAGCGUACUCGAGACAGCAGCCCGCUGUUCACUUGCAACAAGACAGUUCAGGGCUCCAAGCUCACCCAGCUGUUAGUGGGCACGUCCACCCAACGGUACAACACGCACAGGCAAAUCCAACGGUUCCGGUACGCCACGUACCUCAUGUCGUCUAUCAUCAAGGCGCACCUGCUCACGUACAGCGAGUUCCACAAGCCCCAUCUGUUCGCGUACACCAGGUUCCUCAAGCAGCGCAGCCUCAAGCCCCACCUGUUCAUGUACACCAGGUCCCUCAAGCAGCGCAGCCUCAAGUCCCAAGACAGCAAGUUCCUCAAUACGUAUAUCCUCAGAGCCCAGCCGUUCACGCACAACCAGCUCGCAACACGGGAAGCUCCCAAGACAGUGGCUCAGAAGGAGGUCUCCGCAAGCAAUUAUUUGCAGUUCCUGCGGGACGAACGCAGACCUCUUACGUGCAACCGGCUGUUCGUACCGCGAUAGUGCUUCCCGUUGGUUCACAAACUCCCAAUGUACGGCCCGCAGUGCCUGGUCCUACAUAUCCACAACAAGGGCAAGGUAGUCUGACACGCCAGCCGAAAGAAUUACUGUACAAACAUACAGCAGACACCGGAGACGUCAGUCAGCAGUCGUCUAGUCUUCCAGCAGCGUCUCCAAACCGCAACGAGGUAACAGCAACGAAGCCACGAAGCUUCCUCUUCCAGUUCAAGGAUCCGAACAAAUUCAUGCGCGUUGGACCCGGAACCAUGGUCUACGGCGGUUACGCAGGAACGUAUGAAAAACCAGUUUUGCCUCCGCCUGUUCGUUUCGACUACAGCUCUCUAGGACAUGUCCUCAAGUCACCGACAUCCCUCAAUGACCCUUACAAGCCAAGAUUCCUAAUUCCACCGCAGGACCAAAUAUCCACAAAUAUCCUUAAAGAUCCCAAGCCACUUCCCCCGCUGGAGCCACUGAUACCCGUAGAAGAGCAGAAUAAGGCGACGGCUGAGGCCCAACAGCCAAAGCCUGCCGAAGACAAGGCAUUCGCUGAGCAACCUCCAACGGGGCAGAACAGACCGGUAGCCGAUUUCGGGGGCGUACAGUUCGACGAUGAUGUUGGCCUUGGAUUCGGCACACGAUUAACCAAGCCACAGGCCCCGAUACCGAAGGAGACUCCGUCAACCCCGCCAGCAACCCCCGUUUCCAUCCCCGACACCAGCUACGGCCAAUUCUUCCCAAUCCAAACAGUAAACCCCGGAGUCUUGCCGGGUCACGAUUCGAACGCGUACAGCGCCCACAAAUACACCCAGAACCACCUGGUCGCCGAAGAGCGCGACCCUGUUGUGAGUGCCGUGAAACCUGAACUAGAUGAAGACGUCCCCGAACAGCGACCUGUCCCCCAGUCCAUUCUCGGCGAGUUAAGCCUGGUGCUAACGCGAAUGCGCCCGAACAAAGCCCACGCCCCCAUCGUGACGCCGCUGCAUGAUAUCCUACAGGAAGCGGAAGGCGUUGCCGAGAAGCUGAUCGCACCAGACAACGACAACAACACCUUGAGUGGAUCUCACGCGCAGGCCAGCACUCUGGUCCCUAUCACUCUCGCGCCUCCGGGACAGGACUUGCAAACACUCGUCGCGAUAGACAUGGGCACAGGCAUCAUGCUGGCCGUCGACGGCGAAGGAUCCGCAGUCGCGAACAAGGACGCUGCAAUUCACACCGACAAUUCCCUGGACAAGCCCAAAAAGACGGCGUCGACAUCGGACGCCUCCAGCGCCUUCCUGAAGAGCAAAAAGCUCGUCAAGACCAUAGAAGAAACGAGUACCUUCCCACCGGAGACACUCAAGCACUUCGCGGCCAAAAAGAUGCGGAUCCCGAAAGACAGGGCGAUUCCAGAAGCGGCGUGUACAAGAGCGGGACUCUUCAGACACCCUCACAAGUGCGGCGCGUUCUACGAGUGCUACUUCGACAAGUGGCUCAACAAGUUCACGGUGCACGAGUUCGAUUGUCCGAUAAAGCUGGCGUUCGACGAGUCGGUCUCCGCUUGCAGUUCUCAAGGUUUCGAAAAGUUCUGCAGAAGUUAGUUUUGAACCAGCGCUUACUUUCAAUGGACGAUCUAAGAAAUUUGCAACGGCGUGUGCGGCGUUGUGACGAGUGGCACCUAAGUCUACUGACCUCUUCUUCGGGACACUGCUACUGUAUACCAUAGUGUUAACACUUUUUCUAUGUAUACACUGACAAUGCAGGAAUUUCAAUCGUUGCCUACCGGCCGCAGUGGAUCGGUCGGUGAAGCGUCCGUUUUCUGAUUUCAAUCUUGCGGGUUCGAACCCUACCAAGCAGCUCCGUGACAUGGUACAAGAGGCUUGACACAUUGUCCUUAGCGUGGCGCGUUAAAUACUGGCUAUCGUGUCUAGAUUUCACGCACUUUUAUGAAUACUUAGAUUGGCAAAGUCAAACCAUGGACCGACCGCUGUUGCGUCGAACUGAAAGACAAUCGAUGCAUAUAUAUAUAUAGCCGUAAAAGACCUUGUGUCUUAUACGAGAGAUUAUGCAUAGGAUACGUUAGUAUCUCUCCUUGAUCUUCGAAAGGCGAGAAUAGCUAAGGCAACAACAUUACUGCAUAACGAGACUUCUUGUUUUCUGCUCUGCCCUGUCGACAUUACGUUGCCGUCCCAGCAUAUUAUACUUCCCUUCAGAGAGAUCGAGGAAGUGAUAGAACAUUUGGAAAAUUAUAUAGUUGAUAAGACUGCUGGGGUUUUACGCUGCCAAGCACCUAUAUGGCUGCGAGUGCGCCACAGUCGUCUAUUGUGCCACCAAAUUGCCCAAGUGAGCUCUGUUCCGUCUUGCAUCUGUCACAUCCUGUUGUGCCAUUUUGUUACCGGUGAGGCGACAGGAUAAGUGGUGGAAAGCAACCGAUGACGUAAUGUCGACUCCAGAAUUCAGUUCAGGACUCCAUUGUGACCAGAUGGAUUAAAUAUGUGAGAAAUGCGUUCUUCUUCAUUAUUCUAUUAUGUGCCAUAUAUGAUUGUGUGCAAUUUUUUUAAAAAAUCAAUUUUCCCGUUUUGUCAGUUAUUAGUGUACUGUACGUACUCGAUUUGCUAGCGUCACGCCUGCCGCUGUUGCACCACUCUGUUUGUUUCUAUAGGUGUCACUUUCGUGUAUAUUGUAACAUACUGUAAUCGCAACAAAUGGACGCAGUGCACACACUGUUGCCAUUGCGUUAUUCAAUGUGAUGAAAUAAAGGAAGUAUGCACCUGUGUGCAAGA
Messenger RNA from Ornithodoros turicata, 6847 nucleotides. RefSeq lists its product as uncharacterized. Gene Ontology annotation, biological process: chitin catabolic process; carbohydrate metabolic process. The coding region runs from base 383 to 5665 and encodes 1760 amino acids. NCBI's taxonomy places the organism in Eukaryota, Metazoa, Arthropoda, Arachnida, Ixodida, Argasidae. Gene Ontology annotation, molecular function: chitin binding; chitinase activity. The record is from RefSeq and is a predicted model, not a curated record. The transcript has 9 exons. Gene Ontology annotation, cellular component: extracellular region.